UUAUUUGACUUGCUGUAAUACGGAGACACAGACUGUAUAAAAGCAUACAUUCAAGAAGCUAUGGUCAGAUGGAGAAGUAGAGAAAGAGCCAGUAGGGGCAGCAACAGGCAGGUAGAGGGGAGCCAGGUGGGCCAGGCCCAUCCAGGUGUCAGACCAGGGUGUCCUCAGUUGCAGUCUAAGUGCUUCAGACCCUCCAGAAGGGUUAGUUAGAGCAUGGCUAAGAUCAUAGGGGUAGAUGAUAAUCAAUAGUGUUGCUGUGGACACUGGAUAAUCUAACACACACCUGUUAAACCUCGCUGUGAUACUGUAGACCUACUUAUGUUACUUUUCUGAGUCAAUUCAGGUAGCAUUCAAUGUCCUGUGUUUGUGUUAACCAUGGCAGCCAGCAUUUCAAAGAAACAAUUUAUUUCAGUGUCUAGUUGAGAAAAUUAAGGAGUCUAUUGAUUCAGUCCUUGUUUCGUUUUCACUUAUUGUUACCUGGUAAAUAACCAAGAACCAUGGAAACCAGCUGAACCCAAUAAUUGAGGUAGCCUAGUAAAUGAUACGCCCCUCUGGUAUGUUCAAUUGGGAACUGUCUGGGAGUCGUUUCCCUGUUUACUACUCAAAUAUAUUUGACUUAAUAUGUCUAUAACGAAAUGAACUGCAAUACACUGGUCUGAAAUAUAUUAGCAUAACUAGGCUACACAGAACAAAAGCGGACCCAUUGUAAAUUGAGAGUCUUUUUUAGUAUUAAAACGUAUCCCAGUGCAACAUGCCCAGCUCUAACCACUGGGGCGUGGCUUACGGAGCACUCUUUGAAAUGAGCGCUCGUAACGCCGUGUUCCAACUGAUCGAGUUAUCUCACCACACCGGCAGUGUCUGGGCCGCGUUAUCGCCACAAAAGAACCAAAGCCUGGGGCAAGAGUCUGUGGCUCUCUUAGAGUGGUGGUCUGGCACUGAAGUCACGCUCUACACAGACCCAGAGAACUACCGACUCUACGGUAAAGAGAAUGCCAUCGUCGUCCUCAACCACAACUUUGAAAUAGACUUUCUGUGUGGCUGGACCUUCUGUGACCGAUUCGGGGUACUUGGGGCCUCCAAAUGUUUAGCCAAGAAAGAGUUGUCGUACCUGCCUGUGAUUGGCUGGAUGUGGUACUUCCUGGAGAUGGUGUUUAUUAAGAGGAAGUGGGAGGAGGAUAAGAGGAACUUUGUCCAGAGUCUUCAGAACCUACGGGAUUACCCUGAGAACUUCUGGUUCUUGCUCCACUGUGAGGGAACACGCUUCACAGAGGAGAAGCAUCGGGUCAGUAUGGAGGUGGCAGAGAAGAAAAGCCUGCCCAAACUCAAACACCACCUCCUGCCCAGGACCAAGGGUUUCUGGGUUGCCGUCCAGAACCUCAGGGGGACAGUUGCUGCGGUGUACUGUUGUACAUUAAAUUUCAGAAACAACGAAACUCCAACCUUGUUGGGGGUUCUCAAUGGGGAAAAGUAUCAUCCAGAUUUAUAUGUAAGGAGAAUCCCACUGGAGUCCAUACCAGAGGAUGAGGCCGAGUGUUCUGCCUGGCUUCAUAAACUCUACCAGGAAAAGGACAAGUUCCAGGAGGACUACAGCCAGACAGGGUGUUUCCCAGGCCCCAAAGUUACCCCGCCAUGCAGACCCUGGGCCCUGAUCAACUGGCUGGGCUGGACCUGCCUUCUUCUAUACCCCCUCUGCCUCCUCCUGGUCCAGCUGGUCAACUCUGGGUCUAUUCUCAGCAUCCUGGCCACAGUUGCUUUCUGCGCUGCAGUGUCAGUCGGUGGGCGCUGGAUGAUUGGACAGACUGAGGUUAAGAGAAGCUCCAGCUAUGGGGUCCCACUGAACAACAAAUGAGGGGAUGACCUUUAAAACUUCAACCAAGUUCAAUUUACAAUUGCAAGAUUGAUUUCUUGCUAGCACCAGAGCGUCACUCACAUUACUAAUCUGAUAACUACAGCACAGUUCACCUCAAACAGUUAAAUUAAUUCCAAGAAAUACUUGGUAACUGGUCAGGGAUAGCAUUGAAGUAAAUUCAAACAGGGUUGACUGGUGCUUAAGUCUUGAGGGCACACCUGUCUGCUAAUGGCAGUCUAAUGUGACGUCUUCAUCUUGCCGAUACAUGGGAAUGUACUGAACCUAUACAAAGCACAGAUACGUGCAGGGCAUGCAUCCAGCAUCUUUGUUGUUCAAGAUGUGUGACUAAAAUUGGCACUGUUGUGACUUUGUUAAAUGCACUUUUAUUAGUUGUGAUUUGAUAUGUGAAUGGACAAUGUUUAUUUGCAUGCAUCACAUUUUUUCUGUAAUAAAGACCAAAGAAUGAAAGCUGUAAAAAACA
Salvelinus sp. IW2-2015 is the source of this 2330-nucleotide messenger RNA. RefSeq names its product 1-acylglycerol-3-phosphate O-acyltransferase 4 (lysophosphatidic acid acyltransferase, delta) (gene agpat4). Gene Ontology annotation, molecular function: 1-acylglycerol-3-phosphate O-acyltransferase activity. The record is from RefSeq and is a predicted model, not a curated record. Gene Ontology annotation, cellular component: endomembrane system; mitochondrial outer membrane. Lineage: Eukaryota; Metazoa; Chordata; Actinopteri; Salmoniformes; Salmonidae.